Aspergillus lentulus is the source of this 537-nucleotide messenger RNA. RefSeq names its product FAM207/SLX9 family protein. Gene Ontology annotation, cellular component: nucleolus; preribosome, small subunit precursor; 90S preribosome. Lineage: Eukaryota; Fungi; Ascomycota; Eurotiomycetes; Eurotiales; Aspergillaceae. The record is from RefSeq and is a predicted model, not a curated record. Gene Ontology annotation, biological process: maturation of SSU-rRNA from tricistronic rRNA transcript (SSU-rRNA, 5.8S rRNA, LSU-rRNA).
AUGGCUCCGAUCCGCCCGAACAAGAAGUCAGCUAACACCACCAACAAGCCUUCUGGUGGGAAAGGUGCCGUUCCAUCCACCAAGUCGGCUUACUUCGAAGACGACUUUCGAACAACAAAAAGAGAUAAGCGUAUAAUCAAACAUGCCAGCUUCGUAUCAAAGAUUGAGAAGAGCUCCCAGAAGACCCCUAAGCGGCGUCGCGCAUCAAAGAAGCUCGUUGCCAAUCUCGAGUCGCUUGCCGAUGCCUUGCCUGAAACAGAAACGGAAAUGAAUGAUCCCAGCAGUCAAGUGAACAUCAUCAAGCAGAAAACUUUGCAACAUAAGCCAGGUGCGAUGAAACGCAGACAGAAGCUAGAGAAAGUGGAACGGGAUCGUUUCGCGAAGAACAUGGCACAGAUGGCGACCAUUCAAACGAAUGUGCAACCCGUCGCAGAGACUCAAAAUGAGCCCAGCUCCACUUCGAAUCGGUGGGCGGCAUUGCGAAACUUUAUCUCACAGACAAUGGAGCAGCAGCCCGCUUUUAAGACGAAGCCAUGA